AUGUCGGAGACUCCAGCACGCCAGAUCAUAGGACCGGAAGAGGCGACCGACCCCGGACAAUCUUCCUCAGCUCGCAAGGUUGCUUUCAAUCUCCCGGCACAACGAGUCUCGCCUGUUAGUCUUAUACCGGCCAAGCAACAAGUCUGGUUGGAGCAGCCAAAUAGCGAACUGGUUGGAGGUGACAAUUCCAGGGUCGACACAAACGGCGCAGGUCUAUCAACUGUCAAUGAGGAUACCAACAGCAAGGUCGCGGCAAAAGGCAGUAUCGCAGAUAUCGAGAAAACUGACACUGAGGAUCCUGGACCACCUCCAUCUCCACCUCGCGCCUCUGCCCUCGACCGCGGCCGUGGUGGCCUUCCUGCCGAUGGUAAAGCCUGGAGAAACUACCCUGCCAAUCGCAAAGGUGUCAAACUCCAUUGUUGGGCAAAUGGGAUCGACCACAACGCGAUCAACAUACUUGACAGUACCGAAUCUUUCCUCCUUGCAGAUGGCGAGAAGAAGAUUGAAGAGAAGAUCGAUACUCGUACUCCCAACACCACAAUCUUCACAUUCAACAAGGAAGACCACACCCUUGCCAACCUGCUUCGUGACAAACUCCUCAAGAACAGCCACGUCACCUUCGCUGCCUACCGCAUCCCUCAUCCCCUCUUUGCCAACUUCGAACUGCGAGUCCAGACGGACGGCGAGAUCACUCCGAAGGAAGCCGUGCUCGCCAGUUCCCGGGACUUGGUCCAGGACCUGAACAACCUCAAGACCAACUUCACCCGCGAAUAUGAGUUGAGGAAGAUGGUUGGAGGUGCACAGAAUGGACAGUGA
This is a messenger RNA of Cladophialophora yegresii CBS 114405, 816 nucleotides long. RefSeq lists its product as uncharacterized. The transcript is spliced from 5 exons. The coding region runs from base 1 to 816 and encodes 271 amino acids. Gene Ontology annotation, biological process: transcription by RNA polymerase II. Gene Ontology annotation, cellular component: RNA polymerase II, core complex. NCBI's taxonomy places the organism in Eukaryota, Fungi, Ascomycota, Eurotiomycetes, Chaetothyriales, Herpotrichiellaceae. Gene Ontology annotation, molecular function: protein dimerization activity; DNA binding. The record is from RefSeq and is a predicted model, not a curated record.